GGGAGCGGCGGAAUGUAAACAAAGGCGGCGGCAACCCAAGAGGCGGCCCGCGUGCUCCCUCGUGACGGGCAUCUUUACCUUUGCCAUCUGGUACAGUGAGCGUCAAGACCUCACCAUGCGGGGACUCUGGUGGCCCGUCGCUCCCCAGCUCCUGAGGCAAGCAUCGGCCCUCAAGGUGACCAGGCGCUUCCUCCCUGAAGUAAGGAGCCGUUUCUACAAGAAUGUGAGUGUGGCUGGGAACGCUGGCACGUAUGAAGUAAACCUGGACCACCGCAAGUUGAAGACUCCUUUAGGGAACGUCCUGCAGAUUCCUAACUAUGGCCUUGCACUGGCUGUGGCACAUGAAUGGUCAGCCACAAAAAGCAAGAUCAUUCCAAGCUUCAUGCACCUGACUGGCCUCUCCUACACUGUGGUCGACAACCCUAACCAUGAGACCAAGUGGGACACCGUUGACAAGACACUGGAGUUCCUGGACACUGACACUCUCCUCUACAGGGAAGAGAACACAGAAGACAUGCUGAAAUUGCAAGCCAAGGAGUGGGACCCCAUCCUGGAAUGGUUCAACAAGAAGUUUGAGGUGGACAUCAAGCCUUGUCCGGGGCUCUUUGGGGCAGACAUUCCCGCUGCAACUCGGGACACCGUCAGGCGGUACCUCCUCUCCUACAACGUGUGGGCGGCCAAUGGUUUCUUAUUCGGUGUAGAAGCCCUCAAGUCAGUCAUCCUCACCGUUGCUGCAGCAGAGCGCAAGAUUACACCAGAAAAAGCGGUCUAUCUUUCCAGAUUAGAACUAGAAUUUCAGACGUCUCGCUGGGGGUCGGUGGAGUGGGCGCACGACCUGGACAAGCAGGAGGUUCAGGCCAGGUUCUCGGCGGCGCUGCUCUUCAUCCACUUCAGCACAUGGCAGUCCAGCGUCAGACACAAGGCCAAGUAGAUGUGUGUGUGUGUAUGUGUGUAAAUAUGUGUUUGCCUGAAUAAUGUAUUUUGUGGUGAAUGUAUACUUAAUGAAUUUCUAGAUUUUAUUCAGAUCUGUUAUUUAUCUAAUUGUUUUCUUGUUCAAUGAAAGGAAGUAAAUAAAUCCAGGUUUCAA
Messenger RNA from Eriocheir sinensis (Chinese mitten crab), 1087 nucleotides. Its product is annotated as ATP synthase mitochondrial F1 complex assembly factor 2-like. Bases 116 to 931 code for a protein of 271 amino acids. The transcript has 8 exons. Gene Ontology annotation, biological process: mitochondrial proton-transporting ATP synthase complex assembly. Gene Ontology annotation, cellular component: mitochondrion. NCBI's taxonomy places the organism in Eukaryota, Metazoa, Arthropoda, Malacostraca, Decapoda, Varunidae. The record is from RefSeq and is a predicted model, not a curated record.